UUUUCACUGGCCAGCAUCGUUUCAUUACACUCACAUAUGAAAGUUGGUCAGGAAUUUAGCAACGACGAAUGCCAGGCAGCUGCGUGUGCGCUGCUCAAACAUAAUGCCCACCUCGAUGGCACUCACUUUCAUACUAGGAAACCCGCUGGCCUUCAUCCUUCCUACAUCGCUUUCAACUCAUACACAACAUUGGACGAGAAGUCUUCCACACAUGAGGAUUUUGUUGAGGCAGCAUUGCAGGACCUCUUUGACACGGUCGCAAUGCAAGACCAUCUUGAUGGUGGGAUCUCUCUCCUUAUUUGUUGCCCUGGCUCUGAAGCUACACCAGCUCUUUUGCCAGAGCAUCUCUCUCUUGACCUCUACAUCACACUGCGUGAAUUACAUGAAACUCCCGAGCGCAUUGGAGGAGAUAUAUCUGUCUUGGUGCAGGCUUUUGCUGAAGAAAAUCACAAAAAACUCGUCUCAGAUGUUCGGGGCGCGAUCUGCCGUGAGAUUAACAGGACACUCCAUAAGUUCGUGAUCACACAGGAUCCAUCAGCACGGAUGCAUUGGGCAAACUACUGGCGGAGCGUUGUUCAGCGCUACCUUGUUGUCAUCGAAGGUUGGCCUGACAACAUCCCUUUUGUCAACCUUAGCAAUGUAUCCAGCACCCUACCUGAUUUG
Messenger RNA from Suillus paluster, 663 nucleotides. RefSeq lists its product as uncharacterized. The transcript has 4 exons. The record is from RefSeq and is a predicted model, not a curated record. NCBI's taxonomy places the organism in Eukaryota, Fungi, Basidiomycota, Agaricomycetes, Boletales, Suillaceae. The annotation marks the transcript as partial.